Molecule: messenger RNA, 4879 nt
Organism: Euleptes europaea (tarantolino)
Lineage: Eukaryota; Metazoa; Chordata; Lepidosauria; Squamata; Sphaerodactylidae
Gene: RERE
Product: arginine-glutamic acid dipeptide repeats
Exons: 22
Coding region: 233-4810 (1525 amino acids)
Biological process (GO): regulation of DNA-templated transcription
Cellular component (GO): nucleus
Molecular function (GO): transcription corepressor activity; sequence-specific DNA binding; chromatin binding
Source: RefSeq, a predicted model, not a curated record
UUCUUCUUCUUUUAGACCUUUGGGAUUUCUCCACCUCCCACCAUCACCAGAGAAACCCUACUGAUGGUGUAAUUCAUAAGGGGAAGAGCCUUUUUAAAACGCUGGGGUUGCUGGAGUGGUCGAAUUUUCCCUGGAAUUGAGUGAGAAAUUCAGAAGACUGAAGCCCAGGCUCACAGUCUACCUUUCACGGAGGCCCAGCCGUGAGAGGACAGAAGAAGGCACGUGGCGAAUCAUGACAGCAGACAAAGAAAAGGACAAAGAGAAAGAAAAGGACCGGGACAGGGACCGGGACAGGGAACGGGACAAGAGGGAGAAGGCGCGGGAGAGCGAGAACUCCCGGCCUCGCCGGAGCUGCACCCUGGAAGGAGGGGCCAAGAAUUACGCUGAGAGUGACCACAGCGAAGAUGAGGACAACGACAACAACAGUGCCACCACGGAGGAGUCCACAAAGAAGAACAAGAAGAAGCCCCCCAAGAAGAAAUCGCGCUACGAGAGGACAGAUAACGGGGAGAUCACCUCCUACAUCACGGAAGAUGAUGUUGUCUACAGGCCCGGAGAUUGUGUAUACAUUGAGAGUCGCCGACCAAACACCCCAUACUUCAUCUGUAGCAUUCAAGACUUCAAACUGAGCAAACGGGACCACCUUCUGAUGAACGUCAAAUGGUACUAUCGCCAGUCUGAAGUCCCAGAUUCCGUCUACCAACAUUUAGUGCAGGACCGACACAAUGAGAAUGAUUCUGGGCGUGAGCUGGUCAUUACGGACCCGGUGAUCAAGAACCGAGAGCUCUUCAUUUCGGACUACGUCGACACCUACCACGCCGCUGCUCUCAGGGGGAAGUGUAAUAUCUCCCAUUUCUCUGACAUUUUUGCUGCUAGAGAGUUCAAAGCUCGAGUGGAUUCCUUUUUCUACAUCUUGGGCUACAAUCCAGAAACAAGGAGGUUGAACAGCACGCAGGGCGAAAUCCGGGUCGGGCCCAGUCAUCAGGCAAAGCUUCCAGAACUGCAGCCUUUCCCUUCGGGAGAUAACGACACUGUGACACAACAUGAGGAGCUGGUUUGGAUGCCCGGGGUCAACGACUGUGACCUGCUUAUGUACCUGAGGGCAGCACGGAGCAUGGCCGCCUUUGCAGGGAUGUGCGAUGGAGGAUCCACGGAAGAUGGCUGCGUCGCAGCCUCCCGCGAUGACACUACACUCAAUGCGCUCAACACACUACAUGAAAGCAACUACGACGCUGGCAAAGCCCUGCAACGCUUGGUGAAGAAGCCCGUGCCCAAACUCAUCGAGAAGUGCUGGACGGAAGACGAAGUGAAACGCUUCAUUAAAGGACUCCGACAGUAUGGAAAAAACUUCUUCAGGAUCCGAAAAGAGCUGCUUCCCAAUAAGGAAACGGGAGAACUGAUCACCUUCUAUUACUACUGGAAGAAAACCCCUGAAGCUGCAAGUUCCCGGGCUCACCGCAGGCAUCGGAGGCAGGCUGUGUUCCGGAGAAUUAAGACCCGAACGGCUUCCACGCCCGUUAACACCCCCUCCAGGCCCCCCUCCAGCGAGUUCUUGGAUUUGAGUUCGGCCAGUGAGGAUGAUUUCGACAGUGAAGACAGCGAGCAGGAGCUGAAGGGCUACGCCUGUCGCCACUGCUUCACCACCACCUCCAAGGACUGGCACCACGGCGGGCGAGAGAACAUCUUGCUGUGUACCGACUGCCGCAUCCACUUCAAGAAGUACGGGGAGCUCCCCCCCAUCGAGAAGCCUGUGGACCCGCCCCCCUUUAUGUUUAAGCCCGUCAAAGAGGAAGAAGAUGGACUCAGCGGGAAGCAUAGCAUGAGGACACGGCGGAGUCGAGGCUCGCAGAUGUCUACACUACGCAGUGGCCGUAAAAAGCAGCCCACCAGCCCUGAUGGUAGAGCCUCCCCUAUCAACGAAGACAUCCGGUCCAGCGGCCGCAACUCUCCCAGCGCCGCCAGCACUUCGAGUAACGAUAGCAAAGCAGACUCUGUGAAGAAGUCGACCAAGAAGAUAAAAGAGGAGGCAUCGUCUCCGCUCAAGAGUUCCAAGCGACAGCGAGAAAAGGCAGCGUCUGACACGGAGGAGCCUGAAAGAAUCAACGCCAAAAAAACCAAAACUCAAGAGAUCAGCAGGCCCAAUUCCCCCUCGGAGGGCGAAGGGGAAGGGGAGAGCUCCGACAGCCGCAGCGUGAACGAUGAAGGCAGCAGCGACCCGAAGGACAUCGACCAGGACAACCGGAGCACCUCGCCCAGCAUCCCAAGCCCCCAGGACAAUGAGAGUGACUCGGACUCCUCGGCCCAGCAGCAAGUGCUGCAGGCGACCAACGGCCCCUCCCAGCACCCGCCUUCCUCUCUCCCCGUGUCGGCGCAGCUGCCCACGCCACUGCCCGUAGCCGCAAGCGCCCCCUCGUCAGCACCCCUCCAUGUUUCUCCAGCAUCCCAAGCGCCCAGCCAGCCGCUGGCCCCGGCACCCCCUCAUUCUCACAUCCAGCAGGGCCCUGCCCUUCUCCCCCAGAGGCUCCCCUCGCCCCACCCGCCUCUGCAGCCUCUGACCGUGCCCCAGGGCCAGCCCAUGGUUCCCGCCACGUCUCAGCCGCACCCGCAGCCCCCGCUCCACGGGCAGAUCCAGGCGCCAUCGCACAGCCUCCAGGCCCAGCCCCUCCUGCCUCACCCGGUCUCCUCUCAGCCGUUCCCUCUCCCACCUCAGUCGUCGUCCUCCGCUCAGCCUCAGGUUCCCCUGCAGCCGCAGGCCGCCUCUCACCCCCAUGCGGCGCUGCAGGUCCCAGCGACGCAGCCCACCUUGCAAGCAGCGUCUCCCAUGCAGCAGCAGCAGCCAUCCCAGCCUCCGCGGGAGCAGCCCCUGCCCCCCGCCCCCAUGUCCAUGCCCCACAUCAAGCCCCCGCCCACCACCCCGAUCCCUCAGCUCCCCACCCCGACGCACAAGCACCCUCCCCACCUCUCGGGACCGUCGCCGUUCUCCAUGAACUCCAACCUGCCACCGCCGCCUGCCCUGAAGCCGCUCAGCUCCCUCUCGACUCACCACCCACCCUCGGCGCAUCCGCCCCCCUUGCAGCUGAUGCCUCAGAGUCAGCCACUGCAGCCCUCUCCAGCGCAGCCGCCUAUCCUGACGCAAAGCCAGAGCCUGCCUUCCUCGGCCAGCCACCCCUCCUCCGGCCUCCAUCAAGUCCCUUCGCAGCCCCCCUUCUCCCAGCAUCCCUUUACCCCUGGGGGCCCACCCUCCAUCACUCCCCCCUCCUGUCCGUCAACUUCCACCCCACCUUCUGUGCCUGGCGUCCCACCUCAGGCUGUGGUCCCUGCAUCGGCGGCUUCCUGUGGAAACGUCCCAGUGGUGACGUCCUGUACAAUACCCCCCAUCCAGAUCAAGGAGGAGGCUCCGGAUGAGGCAGAGGAACCGGAAAGCCCGCCUCCCCCGCCCAGGAGUCCAUCGCCAGAACCAACGGUGGUGGAUACGCCGAGCCAUGCGAGCCAGUCAGCUAAGUUUUACAAGCACCUGGAUCGUGGCUACAACUCGUGCGCAAGGACGGAUCUAUACUUCAUGCCGCUGGCAGGCUCCAAACUGGCCAAGAAGCGCGAGGAGGCCAUCGAGAAGGCCAAGAGGGAGGCGGACCAGAAGGCAAGAGAAGAGAGGGAACGGGAGAAAGAGAAGGAAAAGGAGAGGGAGAGAGAGCGUGAGCGUGAGAGAGAAGCAGAAAGAGUGGCGCAGAAAGCAUCCAGCUCCUCCCACGAAGGACGUCUUGGGGAAUCCCAGCUGAGCGGGCCAGCCCACAUGAGGCCUUCGUUCGAGCCGCCUCCCACCACCAUCGCUGCAGUCCCCCCCUACAUCGGGCCAGACACACCGGCACUACGGACUCUCAGCGAAUACGCUCGCCCCCACGUCAUGUCCCCCACAAACCGCAACCAUCCGUUCUUCGUUCCCCUCAACCCCACCGAUCCGCUCUUGGCCUACCACAUGCCCGGCCUCUACAACGUGGACCCCACCAUGCGGGAGCGGGAGCUGCGGGAGCGGGAGCUGCGUGAACGGGAGAUCCGGGAGCGGGAGCUGCGUGAGAGGAUGAAGCCCGGCUUCGAGGUGAAGCCUCCGGAGCUCGACGCGCUGCACCCGGCCACCAACCCCAUGGAGCACUUUGCCCGCCACGGCGCCCUCACCCUCCCCCCCACGGCCGGCCCUCACCCCUUCGCUUCUUUCCACCCGGGGUUGAACCCCCUGGAACGGGAGAGACUCGCUCUGGCAGGCCCCCAGCUGCGGCCUGAAAUGAGCUACCCGGACAGACUGGCGGCUGAGCGGAUACACGCCGAGCGGAUGGCGUCGCUCACCAACGACCCCUUGGCCAGGCUCCAGAUGUUCAAUGUGACGCCGCAUCAUCACCAACAUUCACACAUACACUCGCACCUCCAUCUCCACCAGCAGGACCCCCUUCAUCAAGGCUCCGCUGGACCUGUUCAUCCCCUCGUGGAUCCCUUGGCAGCUGGACCCCACUUGGCACGCUUCCCCUAUCCGCCCGGUACCAUCCCAAACCCGUUGCUCGGACAGCCGCCCCACGAACAUGAAAUGCUGCGGCACCCAGUCUUUGGUACCCCCUACCCACGCGAUCUGCCCGGUGCCAUCCCCCCUCCGAUGUCCGCUGCCCAUCAGCUACAGGCCAUGCACGCCCAGUCAGCAGAACUUCAGAGACUAGCGAUGGAGCAACAGUGGCUACAUGGACACCCCCACAUGCACGGGGGUCACCUUCCCAGUCAAGAAGAUUAUUACAGUCGGCUGAAGAAAGAAAGCGACAAGCAGUUGUAAUAAAUUAUUUAUUUGUAACGCCAGCUGCAGAGGAACCCCGUCCGCGGGAAGAAGGCGGCCGGGAAAUGC